Polyodon spathula (Mississippi paddlefish) is the source of this 689-nucleotide messenger RNA. Its product is annotated as trafficking protein particle complex subunit 4-like. Bases 90 to 656 code for a protein of 188 amino acids. Gene Ontology annotation, molecular function: protein binding. Gene Ontology annotation, cellular component: TRAPP complex. The record is from RefSeq and is a predicted model, not a curated record. Gene Ontology annotation, biological process: endoplasmic reticulum to Golgi vesicle-mediated transport. NCBI's taxonomy places the organism in Eukaryota, Metazoa, Chordata, Actinopteri, Acipenseriformes, Polyodontidae. The transcript is spliced from 3 exons.
GUAGUCCCUGGAUUACUUCAUGCAACAGCAUCACUACAUUUCCCGAGGUGCGCCGCGCCGCUGCGAAGCAGGGUGCAGAAGCGGUAAACAUGGCGAUCUUCAGUGUUUAUGUGGUCAAUAAAGCUGGCGGCCUGAUCUACCAGUACGACAGCUACACCCCGCGGGCAGAGGUCGAGAAAACAUUCAGCUUCCCGCUGGACAUCGUGCUCAAAACGCACGACGAGCGGGUCCUCGUCUCCUUCGGCCAGCGAGACGGGAUCCGGGUGGGGCAUGCCGUGCUCUCUAUUAACGGCGUGGAUCUGAACGGGAGGUGCACAGCGGACGGGAAAGACGUGAUCGAGUACCUGAAAGACCCCGUCAACUACCCGGUGUCCAUCCGCUUCGGCCGCCCACGCCUCACCUCCAAUGAGAAGCUGAUGCUGGCUUCGAUGUUCCACUCGCUGUUUGCAAUCGGGUCCCAGCUGUCCCCCGAAGUGGGGAGCUCUGGUAUUGAAAUGCUGGAGACAGACACCUUCAAACUGCAUUGCUACCAGACUCUCACAGGUGAGAAGCUGGCUGUGUUGUUAACAUGUGGAGGAACCCCAGCCUGGGCUACAGUCCUCUCUGUAGUUAGUAACAUACAGGAUCGUGCAAACCGCAAGAUUAUUUUCUGUUAAAAUGUUGCUGUAGCUUCACGCUCUGUAAACAAA